This is a messenger RNA of Suillus bovinus, 801 nucleotides long. Its product is annotated as P-loop containing nucleoside triphosphate hydrolase protein. Gene Ontology annotation, molecular function: GTP binding. Lineage: Eukaryota; Fungi; Basidiomycota; Agaricomycetes; Boletales; Suillaceae. The coding region runs from base 1 to 801 and encodes 266 amino acids. The record is from RefSeq and is a predicted model, not a curated record. The transcript has 2 exons.
AUGGCUGCAAGGAAGAAGCAUACAAAUAUCGUCCUCUUUGGGCAGGCAGGGGCAGGCAAAAGCUCACUCGUCAAUCUCAUGGCAGAAAAGGACGUAGCAAUCACAUCCAAUGACAUGAAAUCAUGCACAUUGCGCUGGAAAGAAUAUCCCAUCGAAUUCGAUGGCGAGUCUUAUAAGGUGUUCGAUACCAUUGGACUUGAAGAACCGCAGCUAGGAAUUCCACAAUACCUCGAUGCUAUCGAGAAUGCCUAUACUCUCAUUCAGCAUUUGGAGAGCCAAGGCGGAAUUGAUCUACUUCUGUUCUGCAUGCGCGCAGGCAGACUCACCGCUACCCUUCAAAGCAAUUACCGCCUCUUUUACGAGUUCCUUUGUGACAAGAAGGUUCCCAUCGUUAUAGCGAUCACGGGCCUGGAAAUUGAGCGCAAAGACAUGGAUGAUUGGUGGAAGAGAAACGAAGAACUCUUUCGUCGCUACAAGAUCCAAGUCGCUGAUCAUGCAUGCAUCACCGCCAUCAAAGGCAAUUAUGAAGACAAGUAUGAACAAUCGCGUACCACAAUCCGCAAGCUUGUCAAGAAUUUCACUGCUGACGGGCAGAAGCUAGCAUGGAACGGUGCGAACGGAGGAAAUAGCCUGUUUGUGUCGUUCAUGCGUAAGCUAAAGGAGCUACUCGUGGGCAAUGGGAAAUUGAGCGCGAAGAAGGAUAUGGUCCCUCGGCUCAUCAAGCGUUGCGGCAUGUCUCCAGAUGUCGCAAAGCAGUUGGUUCAUAGAAUCAAGAAUGACGUGGUGGAAGGAGCUACUUGA